UUAUACACAGACAUUAAUAUAAACAGCUGCGCUCUUGUAUACGUACAGACAAAAUCCUCUUUAAAGACGGCAAUACCCUCCCUCUAUCAUGGUCAUGUCCUUAUAAGUUGAUGCCUCUGCCAAGAAAAUAGAUUAUACAUGAGUGAGAGCUGGAAAUUAAUUAACUUCAGAAGGACAAGAUGGGUUCAGCAUCUUCUGAAUAUUCACAGCAUGUGAUUCUGUUUCCUUUCAUGUCAAAAGGACACACUAUUCCAAUCCUCCACUUAGCUAAACUCCUCCUCCGUCGGCCACAUGUCACCGUCACCGUCGUCACCACCCCAGCCAACCGUUCCUUCAUCGCCAAAUCUCUUGCCAAUACCACUGCCUCCAUCGUCGACAUAUCAUUUCCCCAAAACGUUCCUGAAAUCGGUGCUGGUAUAGAGAGUACCGAUAAACUCCCCUCCAUGUCGCUCUAUGUGCCUUUUACCAGAGCCACCAAGCUCAUGCAGCCGGACUUCGAACGGGCGCUUGAGGUUUUGCCACGUGUUAGUUUUAUGGUGUCAGAUGGCUUCCUCUGGUGGACUUUAGAGUCGGCUGCAAAAUUGGGUUUUCCGAGGUUUGCGUUUUAUGGUAUGGGAAAUUAUGCUCAGAGUGUGUCGAGAUGUGUCGGUGAAAAUCGGCUUCUGGCUGGGCCAGAAUCUGAUGAUGAGUUGAUUACAGUGACGGGAUUCCCAUGGAUUAAGAUUACUAAAAAUGACUUUAGUCCGCCUUUCAGUGAGCGUGAACCCAAAGGUCCUGAGUUUGAGUUAAUAAUGGACCAAGUCAUAUCGGUAUCAAACAGUCAUGGUAUGAUUGUUAACAGCUUUUAUGAGCUUGAGCCUGCGUUUGUUGAUUAUUGGAACCGUGCGGAUAAACUCAAGGUCUCCUGCGUUGGCCCCCUUUGCCUCGGCGAGGUACCGAGGAAUGAACAAGAUAUACACCAGAAACCCGCAUGGAUUCAGUGGCUGGACCAAAAGCUUGAACACAGAAGCUCAGUUCUAUACGUAGCAUUUGGGUCUCAGGCGGAUAUAUCACCUGAGCAACUCAAAGAAAUGGCAAAAGGGUUGGAAGAGUCGAAGGUGAGCUUCCUGUGGGUGAUAAGAAAAGAAGCGUCAGAACUGGAAGAUGGGUUUGAAGAAAGAGUAAAAGAAAGAGGAAUUGUUGUCAGAGAAUGGGUGGACCAAAGGGAGAUAUUAACGCACCAAAGCGUAAAAGGAUUUCUGAGCCAUUGCGGAUGGAAUUCGGUGAUGGAGAGUAUCUGUGCAGCAGUUCCGAUUCUGGCAUGGCCCAUAAUGGCCGAACAGCCAUUGAAUGCAAGACUGGUCGUGGAGGAGUUAAAGAUAGGGGUAAGAGUAGAGACAAGUAACGGGUCAGUGAGAGGAUUUGUGAAGUGGGAGGGUUUGGAGAAGAUGGUGAAAGAACUUAUGGAAGGAGAGAUGGGAAAGGAGAGCAGGAAAAGGGUGAACGAGUAUUCAGAGAUGGCGAAGAAAGCUAUGGAGGAGGAGAAAGGGUCGUCUUGGCGUACGUUAGAGACGAUCAUAAAUGGGACACGUAAGUAAUUAAUUUGCAGGAAAAAAAUAUCAGAAGAUUUCGUAAUCUUAAAUCUUGAGUAUUGAGUGGCCUUUUGGAGGUAAUGUAUGUUAUAUUGUCUAUUUCUGUAGACUGUAGUUGGAAGAGGGACCCUGAAUUGUUGUAGUGAAGGACGAAGUUUCUCUUUGUUUAUAGUAUCAAAGUUUGAGAUGUAACUUGUCAAUGUUUAAUAACUUUGAGGUUUGGACUAUUAUCACCUUUGGCGUUUUAUGGAAGAAAAGAAAUAUAUAUAUA
Pistacia vera is the source of this 1842-nucleotide messenger RNA. Its product is annotated as UDP-glycosyltransferase 90A1-like. The record is from RefSeq and is a predicted model, not a curated record. NCBI's taxonomy places the organism in Eukaryota, Viridiplantae, Streptophyta, Magnoliopsida, Sapindales, Anacardiaceae. The coding region runs from base 180 to 1577 and encodes 465 amino acids. The transcript has a single exon. Gene Ontology annotation, molecular function: UDP-glycosyltransferase activity.